GCCACCAUCUAUAUGGAUUUCGCCAACACUGGCCGCUCCAUUUAUUUUGCUUUUUGCGUUGUCCGCGAAAAAGGAAACUUGCUCCAAGGAUUUUGUCUCGUAAAGUUUGCUGUCAAGCAGCACUAUGUUGAACUACAUUAGAGAGACGAUCAUGGCGCCAGCGACACGCAGCAGCAGUGCGAAUCAAAAUAACAAUUCGAAGCCACAGGAGCCCAAUAAGAAUGUUAAGCCAUCAGGAUCCAAGGAUUCUCCACCAGCUCCAAUGCGAGGCUACAAGGUUACUGAUAACGAACGGACAAGAAAGUACGGAAUCGGAGCCAACUCCCUAGGAAUGCUGGUAGAAAAAGCUAACAACAAGUUCCCGCUGCCAGAACUGCACUUGUAUCUGGCAUCCGAUGGCUUCGAGGUGUCUGAUGACGAGUACCUGAACAGCCUGCCCGCUCAGACGCUGUUUAUUGUAGCUGGGCCGGAUUCGGUUAUAACAACAGAUGCCGACUUUGAAUUUGAGAAAAUGCGCCAGCAGUCGCCGUUGCUGAAAGUGGCAGACAUCUUUUAUGACUUUAUAGAGCAGCAUCCGGAUAAAUUCCGCCGUAUGAUUACGGAGUACGAGCUGCAGAAGCAGCGACGCGUCCUCGACAACACCAAGGCACAUCUGAGCCUGAAGGCUGACCAUGUGGAAUGGUUCGAGGGCGGUGAAGAGCGAUUCCAUUCCAAGGAGGAGGCCAUGGCCAUGCGAGCCCAGACACGUGUGCGUGGUUAUUACUACAAGGCCAAGGAGGAGCUGACCCGCAACCCGCUUUACCGACAGAAUGCCAAGGCCCGGCAAGUGAUUAACUCUGUGUUGGAACAGUUUCGAUAUUUGCUAAUUGGGUGCGACUACUUCUCGAUGAUGUUCAACAGAAAGUUUGAGCAGAAGCAUGAGUUCCUGCAGCAGCACCAACUAGGGGAAGAGGAAACGGAUGCUGUCAGUGUACCCAGCAAGCGCCUAAGGCAGGUGAUUAAGGAAUACACUAAGGAGAACUCUAUCCUCGACGAGUGGUCGGUUUCCCUUUGCACCGAUUUGGGAGAUUUCUACUGCCAGGGAUCGUACUCUGAAAAUGGAAACUGCUGCUCCAUGCAGCACAGCAUCAAUCCGUAUGCGUCGCGCGAGAAUCUGAUUUUGUUCCAGGUCUGGAACCUGGACCACCAGAUCGAACUAUGCCGCACUAUUCUUCCCGCCAUUGUGGCCAGUGUGGAGGAACUCAUAACCCAACCACAUCGUAAAUGCGCUGUGCACAACAAGCGUGUGGUGGACAUAUCCGUCCUGGAAUAUUUUCUUGAAAUUUUUUCUUUGAAAAACCUUAGACUAGUUCACAUCGUCUGCCACGAAAAGACACCGCGAAAAAAUAGAUCCAACGGACGUUUGCUGUGUCCGGAAUGCCAUGAAUAUCGCAUUGUACAAGAACUUAUGGAUUUACAGGCAGGCGAUGCGAAGGCAUAAGUUACAGGUUUACAGAUCGCCAAUCAAGCAAAGCAAUAUUUUUAUGACUUAUGCAGGUAUUUUUUUUCAUUGAACAAAGUUGAAUUUUCUCUGAAAGAGAUAAGUUGUACAAAUCUAAAGUAUCUCAAAGUUAACUACCAAAACGUACUGUUGAAAGUAUUUAUAUAUACAUAUUGUGUCUAAACUUGAAUAUACAUACUUGUAUGCAUUUAAUGUUAAAAGCUUAGAAAACUAUUAGAUUUAUGUGGCUAUGCAAUAUACUGAUAUAACCUAGCUUUAAAUGUUCGUUGACUGUAACGCUAGUAGUUGAGGUUCGAAUAAGUUUUGUUGGCGUUACAUCGAUCAGCAUGUCCAAACUAAGAUAUACAAAGUUAUACAUACAUAUAUAUAUAUCAAUAUAUAAAGAAUAUAUAACAAAUAUAAAUACGUAUUUAGAGGAGAUUGAACUAAACAGGUUACAAAGGUUUUGCUACUCUUGGCUUCUCAACACCAAUAAGAAUUUACUAAAACCUGAACUGUUUCAUUUUCCACACCUUGUCUAAAUCGAAAAAAGAGGAUCUCUCUUUCUGAUUAGCUUUUCCAAAUCAAAAGACAAUUGUAUUGACUUUAUUUCUCUUUAUUUACUAAAAAUGUUUACUGCAUACGAAAUUAUACAACACAAAAUAUAUUUUAUAUAGAUAUAAAAUAAAAAUAGUCAAAUCGAUGUAAAUUUAAAAACGUUCGUAUGCAUACGAACAUAAUAAUAAUUAUAAAUGAAUAAAUAAUGAUGACACAAUACAAAAUAAAAUCGUCAAGAGUGAAAUUGUUUGAAAUAAUGAUUUUCGCAAAUAACAAAAUAUUUAUUAUAUUUAUAUAAUAUUAGUCGUAUUGAUGUGCGCUUUCGUGUUAUCCGGAUACAUAUCAAGCUUAGUCGAUUUCUUGCAUAUAAUUCGUUUCGUUGUUACCUCAUUGCACCUGGCUUCUUCAUAUCUUAAGGUUUAGGAUUAGUAAUUAUUCGCUUGUAUUAAUUGCUUCGUAAUCGUGUUAGAGUUGUUUUGUUUGGUUUUAGUGCUGCUACCAAAUCGCGUUCAACAAACAAAGAAAAAAACAAAAA
This is a messenger RNA of Drosophila ananassae, 2573 nucleotides long. It is a transcript of the gene Drep4, whose product is annotated as DNA fragmentation factor subunit beta. Lineage: Eukaryota; Metazoa; Arthropoda; Insecta; Diptera; Drosophilidae. The record is from RefSeq and is a predicted model, not a curated record. Bases 125 to 1480 code for a protein of 451 amino acids. Gene Ontology annotation, molecular function: DNA endonuclease activity. Gene Ontology annotation, biological process: apoptotic DNA fragmentation; apoptotic process. The transcript has 3 exons. Gene Ontology annotation, cellular component: cytoplasm; nucleus.